AUGGCACAUUCAGUUUAUGGUUCAUAUCACUAUGUUGGUUGUUAUACACAAGUAUUUUAUAGUAGUUAUUUCAUAAGUUCGUAUAUGGAACCAACAUUAUGUUUUCUUUUAUGUGAAACACCAAUUAUUUAUAUACAAGACAAAAUUUGUCGAUGUUCAGGCAGUAGUCUUAUGGAUCAUAAUCGACAGAGAAAUGAACACUGUACAAUACGAUGUAGAAAGCCAGGUGAUCAUCAAGCUAGAACAGCUAGUACAUGUGGAGGUCGAGAAACAUAUUCAGCGUAUGCUGAAGCAAAAUUUUAUACUCAACAUGCUCAUUUAUUUAACUAUCGAAUUGAAUUUACAUCAUGUGAAUUAUGGAAUACUUCUGGUUAUUAUGAUACAUUACAAGUUAAAAUUGAUAAAUCAUCUGUUAAAUCUCCAUUGAAUAAAUUGGAACAAUGUGCAGCUGCAUGUCUUGAUCAAAAUGCCACGACAAAAUCAAUAGGUACAAGAAAUAUAUAG
Molecule: messenger RNA, 504 nt
Organism: Rotaria sp. Silwood2
Lineage: Eukaryota; Metazoa; Rotifera; Eurotatoria; Philodinida; Philodinidae
Source: the annotation of a GenBank genome assembly